GCCAUUGGACGCCCACACAUGCCAGCCUACUGGUCUCUGGGAUUUCAGCUCUCCCGCUAUGGUUAUAACAGCAUCGAUGUUUUAAAGCAAACUGUUGAUCGCAUGCACCACUAUGAUAUCCCAUACGAUGUCCAACAUCUUGAUAUCGACUACAUGGAACGUCGCUUGGACUUUACCUACGAUAAAGUGAAUUUUGCCGGUCUGCCAGAGUUCCUCAAGGAACUGAAGAAGAAAGGAAUGCACAGUGUUGUGAUUCUGGACCCUUUCAUAGCCAAGGAUGAGGAGCCAGGCACUUACAGACCUUAUGAUCUUGGCCAGGAAAUGGGAGUCUGGGUGAACAACUCUGAUGGUGUAACUCCUGCUGCUGGGAAGGCGUGGCCUCCCGGAGAGUCUGUGUAUCCUGACUACACCAACCCCAGGACAGCGGAGUGGUGGACCCAGAUGUGCGUGGAGUUUAAGGAUGUCCUUGACUACGAUGGGAUCUGGAUUGAUAUGAACGAACCCUCAAAUUUUGGAAGAGGCCAGAAUCCUGGGUGUGCUGAUAAUGAAAUCAAUAACCCUCCCUACAUUCCUAAAAUUUCUGAUCGGUCCCUGGCACAGAUGACAUUGUGUCCUGACUCCAAGACUUACCUUGGAGAUCAUUAUAACACACACUCUCUCUUCGGCUGGUCAGAGACAAAACCAACUUUCGAUGCUGUCCAGCAGGCAACUGGCAAGCGAGCCUUUGUCUUGAGUCGGUCCACAUUCGUUGGCAGUGGGAAGCACGGUGGUCACUGGCUGGGUGACAACUACUCCCAGUGGAAGGACCUGCGCCGGUCAAUCGUUGGAAUCCUGGAAUUCAACCUCUUUGGCAUUCCCUAUAUUGGUGCUGAUAUCUGUGGGUUCAACUAUAACACUUCCUAUGAACUCUGCCUGCGCUGGAUGCAGCUUGGCUCCUUCUAUCCAUUUUCCAGAAACCACAAUGGACUGGGACACAAUGAGCAAGACAGUGUUUGGAUUGGAGAUGAGUUUGCCAAGAUCUCCCGUGCUGCCCUUCGCAUCAGAUACUCACUGCUGCCAUACUUGUACACCUUGUUCUACGAGUCUCACGUUCACGGGAGCACAGUGGUGCGCUCACUGAUGCAUGA
Messenger RNA from Acanthisitta chloris (rifleman), 1127 nucleotides. Its product is annotated as maltase-glucoamylase, intestinal-like. The annotation marks the transcript as partial. Gene Ontology annotation, biological process: carbohydrate metabolic process. The transcript has 9 exons. NCBI's taxonomy places the organism in Eukaryota, Metazoa, Chordata, Aves, Passeriformes, Acanthisittidae. Gene Ontology annotation, molecular function: alpha-1,4-glucosidase activity. The record is from RefSeq and is a predicted model, not a curated record.